Messenger RNA from Amoebophrya sp. A25, 980 nucleotides. NCBI's taxonomy places the organism in Eukaryota, Dinophyceae, Syndiniales, Amoebophryaceae. The record is from the annotation of a GenBank genome assembly.
CCUGGACUCCCGAUAGAUGGGAUGCCCCAUAAUGGACACGCACAAAGUGGCUUUGCUGAAGGAUGGGUGCAAUCUGGACACGAGGAAUCUCCGCCCGAUGGAACUGCUUCGGCUCUGCAUGAUAGUCCAUUGAGUUUCUCGAAGCCAAGCCCGUCCUCGUCGAAGAACGUUUCAAACCAACAGCCACAACUCCAGCCGGAUAUGGCGAGCACCAGUUCCCUCGCUGUCCAACCGCCUGCGAGUGAAAAGCCCGGAGAGCACGGAGCUACUGACAAACACCAUGCUAUGAUACAUCUGCGUGGUCAAAUGUUGAGCAGUCUAGUGUUCUAGUACCGACGAAACAAAAACUGCAACUGCAUUUUUUCGAAGCAAGAGGCCAAACUAAAGUUCUCAUCAAGAGCACCUUCCUCAUCAACAAGAAAGCUUUCUUACUCUGUCACUUCCACCAUAUUUCUCUUUCUGCAUAAUUCUCUUGCUCAUCCAGACUCCAGAUGAUAACGUCCUGACUGAUGACGAUCAUGAAGAUGGAGAUGGUGAUGGCGACAGUAAAGGAGCAGACUGUACGGAAAGCGCAGAGUCAGUCGCUACCUCUCUACCCACCAGCAGUGGUUGAAAACUUGGGCGGGCCGCUGCUCACUUCCAUCGUCGCCGGCGCAGUGACCGCUCUUGGCUACCUUCCAGCGAUACAGCAAUUGGAAGGCCUAGAUCCGUCAGCGAGUGGCGUGGAUGGUGGCGACGACUUGAUGAGAAAGAUAUGUGCGUUCGGCGGAACACCCGGCGCAGGAUACCUCGCGAUCUACUUGGCUGACAAGAUGGUGAGUAAAGCGAAGUGUGCCAAUCUAAUCGCAGGGACGAAAGGCGCCGUCGGGUCUCGCAUCCUCGACAUGAUGCGGUGCAUCAAUCGAGAUUGGUUAGAAGUGUACCCAACGGAUGAGGACGGAGAAUUGAAAAUAGACUUGAGCGACGACUCACUCGACUAA